GAUGCGGAUCGGCGGGACAUUUUCACGGGCUCCUUAAGGGCGUUAAAACCCUGCGUGGUGAGAGUGUCUUGCAAGCCCAGAAACAGGCCGGGGACCUGGGUGAGGCGAGUGCGGGCAGCACGGCACGCUCGCCUGUGAAGGCGACAGGAGGUAGGGACACGGUUACUUCGUCUUGGGUCUCACUUGGUCGGGGUUUGGACAAGCCUUACAAAGACUAGCAGGGGCACGGCAUGGCUCCUUCGGUGGGGAAGGAGCGACUCGCCGCUUCCCCGCUCCUGCACCUCGGGGCGUACGGAGGGGGUUUCUUGCCCGCGAAAAGACGAGAUAACUCGGAGAAGCCGGGCAGCGAGCAGAAGCUCGGAGGGGUGCCGGGGUGCAGGUGGCCGGGGCGCUCCUGCAGGCCCCCCCCACCGGUUUUACCCCCGCCGGUCGCACACCGCGGUGCCCGUCCCCGGCGAGGGGAGCGCGGCGGGAGCGCGCCCGGCGGGCAGAGGGUCUGCGCCGCAGCCGGGGACGGAGGACCACGGGGGGAGGAACGACGACGGGGGACCCUGCGUCAGUGCAGGGCCGUCCCCUUCCCCUCCCCGUGCGCUCGGCUCUGCCUCCCGCCAGCCUCCCACGCCUCCCGCGAGGUGCGGCCGCGCUACAUAAACACGGCCCCGCCGCCGCUGCCACCGCCGGGGCUCUCCGCUCGCAGCCCGACGGAGGCGCCUGGUCGGCAGUGGGCAGCGGGGAGCGGAGCGGCAGCGGGGAGCGGAGCGGCAGCGCCCGCGCGGCUCCGGGGACAGACGGGGCGGGAAGCUCCGGCGGGCAGCGGCGGAGGGCUGCGCGCUCCUCAGCGGGCGGCGACGGCCCCGCCGGACCCUGGGCGGCCGGAGGAAGAGAAGGAGGAGGAGGAAGGGCGGCAGCUCCCCGCCGGCGGCGGGGUCCCUCCGGUAUGGCCCUGGCGGACAGUGCCCGCGGGCUGCCAAACGGCGGCGGCGUCUCGCCGGCGGCAGGGAGCGGGGCGGCUGGGAGCGGGGCGGCGGCGGCGGCGGGCGGCUGGUCGUCCUUCCCGGAGAUCGUGGAGCUGAACGUGGGCGGGCAAGUGUACGUGACGCGGCGCUGCACCGUAGUCUCGGUGCGCGACUCGCUGCUCUGGCGCAUGUUCUCGCAGCAGCAGCCCAGCGAGCUGCCCCGGGACAGCAAGGGCCGCUUCUUCCUUGACCGCGACGGCUUCCUCUUCCGCUACAUCCUGGACUACCUGCGGGACCUGCAGCUGGUGCUUCCCGAGCACUUCCCCGAGCGCAGCCGCCUCCAGCGGGAGGCCGAGUACUUCCAGCUGCCCGACCUGGCUCGCCGCCUGGCGCAAGCUCGGGCCGCCGCCGCCGCCCGCCCCGCCGCCCUGCAUCGCGACGGCUCGAUCUGCGCUGACGAGCCGCCGCCGCAGCUCCUCGGUUACCUGGAGGCCGAGCCGCUGGAAGGAGGCGGCGGCGGUGCCGCGGCGUCCGCCCCGUCGCCCACCGCCAGCCGCAGCCCCUCGGGCGGGCCGCUGCUCACUCCGUCGCAGUCGCUGGACGGGGCGGGCGGGCGACGCUCGGGCUACAUCACCAUCGGCUACCGGGGCUCCUACACCAUCGGGCGGGAAGCGCAGGCCGACGCCAAGUUCCGGCGGGUGGCCCGCAUCACCGUUUGCGGCAAGACGGCGCUGGCCAAGGAGGUAUUCGGGGAGACGCUGAACGAGAGCCGCGACCCUGACCGCCCUCCCGAGCGCUACACUGCCCGCUACUACCUCAAGUUCAACUUCCUCGAGCAAGCCUUCGACCGGCUAUCCGAGGCCGGCUUCCGCAUGGCCGCCUGCUCCUCCACCGGCACCUGCGCCUUUGCCCCCGAGCAGGGCGGUCCUGCCGAUGACAAGAUCUGGACCAGCUACACCGAGUAUGUCUUCUGCCGGGACUGAGCGUCCACCCGGCCCAUGGCGUGGGGAUAAGGCGGCGGCCCCUGCACAACCUCACACCCACGGUCCCCUCCUGGCCCGGAGGAAGGAGGACGUGGAGGGGGGCUGUGUCCCCCUGCGCUUUCCUCACCCUGGUGCCUGCCUCCACAUACAAGGCAGGUCGGCCCCCAGCGCAGCCCUCACCCCUCCUGCACGCACCUCCUGACAACCCUGGGGACAGGAGGUCACCAUGUCGUGCCUCGGCCGCCAUGUCCCUGCUUGGGCACUGCAUCCCGGCUCACACCAUUAUCCCCCCUCCCAGUAGCUGUGUCGGUAGCGAGGAAGGAGAGAGGUAGUGGGAGAAGAUAAAUACCUGCCCUGGAAAGGUGUGCGUGUGUGCCCAGCCCCUGCCCCCCUCCAUCCACAGGAGCCAAAGGAUGGCUCUGUUAGGGUAGGGUGUUUUAAAAAAACACCCAUUUAGGGGCUGAGGAACUUUUCAGUUGCUUUUCAGCAACUUCUGUUGAAGAUGAUGUGACAAAUGGCUGUCUUUUCUGAUCCCCGUACCCUUAAAGCAAGAUUUUGCCUUGUUGGGCAGAUCCGUAAUGGUCUGUUUUAUCCCCGCACCCCAUCAAAGCGACGCCUGCCUGUGAAGGACCAUCACACAGAAGUGGUGCCUGACUGUGAGAGGUUGACGUUCCAGCUCAUACUUCAUCGGUAGAGAUGAGUAAUUUUGCAGUAGGCGUGCAUGUGGCCCUUCAUGAUGGGUUGCAUCCAUCUCCUCUCUCCGCUCCCUAUCUUCCUGAACUCCCCUCUCCAAGCUGUUAAACUGCGCAGCAGACAUGUAAGGCUGAUGUGAAAGGACGGGUUCGCUGGAUAACCAACCACUUGAACUAUAAAGUGUCCUCAGAGACAUGUGAUUAUUCCCUCGAGAGGUAAAGCAACAAUGCUUUGAAAAAUUAAAGUGCUUGUGAAUUGUAACUUUUAUGGGUGGUGUGAAGUCCUUAUAAUUCUCUUGAAGUUAUUGUCUACAAUAUGCAUAAAAAUGUCAAUGCAUAUUUCCUUAAACACCCUCAAAAUGAUGGGGGUGAGAUGAAGCCAGACUUGCCAGAGUGAAGGUAGGGCCUGCUUCCUGGGAAGGUGAAAUCAUGUACGUUGAAUUAAUGCAGAUGUACAUUAUAAGUGUAAUCAAGAGCACCCUGCUUAUUACUUUAAGUUUUGUCACGUUAGUGCUGUAAAACCUUGAAGCCAACAGAAUUGAUGCUGAAAACACUUUUAUAAGAACCAGUUUCUUAGUUUUCAUGGCAGUACUACCAAGGCAAUGACACUGCUGAGAGUUAAAUACCUCUUCCUAGACAAACUUAAUACUUCUUAGAAAGGAUUAAGCCCUGUCCUUAUGAAAACAAGAACAAUGCCAACUUUCAUCAGGGAAAAUUACCCCUUCUAAGCUGUAUUUGGUUCAUGCUGUCUAAGUCUGUCUUUCCUGGAGGAGGCAGCCAUAGCUUGUUUUGGAACAGACAAUCUGAGCAGCAGGUUUUACAGUAAGGAAGAUCUAGCAGCUCUUUCGAAUAAAUUCCUGAAGAUUUGGGUACAAAAGCACUUUCCUUUUAAAUCUGAACGUAAUUUCAAAACCUGUAUUGUCUAUUCAGACCUUGAUGGAAAAAUAUCCUAAAUGUAUCCUAAGUGGUGAAGAAUUUAGUGGUACAUAUUAAAGGUUUAAAUUUACAUUUUUAAAACUCUUCAAUAAGAAAUUGUUCUAACCCCAAAUUUAGAAGUACUGCUGGCACUUGUAUUUUAACCAAAGAAUUUCACAGUAGGGUUUUAUUCUUAAAACCUUAAUUCCUUUGAAAAGAGCUAUAGCUACGUACUUAUUGAGUUGAGUUUCAGUGCUCAGUCUGUGUCACCACUUGGUCUUUCAUUAAGUGCAUGCAGAACCACAUAAACCUGAAAAUAAUUUGCAUCGUCAUAAGGUUUUUUUUUGUUUUAAUAUUAGCAAGAUUGUUUAUCAAUGUGAUUAAAUCGAAGAUGCGCAUACGAAAGCUUUGGGCAUUGUCCAGUUGUAGAUAGUUGUAUAAUGGAGUAUUUUUGAGAGGAGAGAAAUGUAUACCUGCCAAAUUAGAUGAGCAAUAAGAUAGAGAGGCCAGUACACCUGAGGAUGGAACGAAACCUGUUUGUCCUAUGCCUUACUCUGAGAUGAUUUCUUUGUGCUUAACUUAUUUAUACCACAAGUGAAGGGACAUUGAUCACAGCUAUUAGGUCUUUAAGAUGUCAUUCUCAAGAAUAAUGACUGUCUUUUUCUAGUUUCUGUUAAGUAAUUCUGAAGUAUGUUUUUUAAGAUUUUGUAUAAAAUCAGUUUUCAGUAAAGUGCUCAAUUCGCUUUAGAUAGCUUUCUUUUUUUAAGAAUCUGGUAGCUUACUAAAUCCAUCAUAGGAGCUAUGAAUAGGGGCAGUUUUAAAUUUAACUUGUGAUUUAGUGUACAUAUAUAUACAGUAUAUAAACAUUUUACACGAAUCAGUUUUUUAAUCAUUUUAGUGCUACAGAAUUUCAUAAUAUAUCUAGCUGAGCAUUUACAUAUUACGCUAUGUACAUAAUAUGGUAAUGUUUUACUGUUUUCCUAUACCUGUUUCUAUGGAAAAACUGAAUACGAACAUCAGCUUGUAGAACUGAAAUCAAUUACAUAUUUGCUUGAAUGUGAAUCAUAACUAAACUUCCAGGUGGCUGAAUGCAUCUCUAAAACAAAGAUUGCCUGUAUUUUCAUCAAUGAUUGCCUAUGCGUUUGCUGGCAGAUGACCCAGAAAUUAUCAUAAUUUUAAGUAAAAAUGGGUGUAAUAAAAACAUAAAGUGAUGAUUUUUCUAAUCUUUGUGUUCGUGCUAAAAACUCUUAAGUGCUAUUAGUAGUAGGAAACGGGGCCCUUCAUUUACUGGUAACUCAUUACAUUUGGGCUUAAAUUGAUGGUGCCGUAAAUGUAAUAGUCAUUUGAUGGUUUGCUGUAGAAGACAAUAUUUUUCUUAAACAAUACUCAGUAAUUUCAGGAAAAUUUUUAAAAGGUAAAAUGCGCGAGGGAAGGUCCCUGAGUUUUGCUGGUGUCUUCUGUUGAGAGCUCAAAGAACGGAUAAACACGCCGACUCUGCUGGCCUGUUGACGUGCAGAAAGAUCAAAAUCUAAAGGCACAAUACUGGAGUCCUGUAUACAUUUCGUAGCUGUUGCUGUUCACGGUUCAUGUACUUCUGGAUGAAUGCAGUAGCAUUUACAAGUGGUAUUAAAAAAGCAAAGGCAGUCUUUCUUUUAAUUAGAAGUUAAGGCAUAGGUCUUGUCAGUGAUGCAUAUCAUGAAGGGUGACUUUGCAGAUGUUUGAUAGGAUGUUUAUAUUUUUAUACAUGUAGAUAAUGUGUCACUUAUUCAUUCUUAUAUUCACAUGUAUAGCAUUGAAAAUAAAGAUCCUCCUAGGAAAAAGUUGCAUACCAAAUUAAAUUCUUGUUCUUUAAAUAUUAA
Grus americana (Whooping crane) is the source of this 5405-nucleotide messenger RNA. It is a transcript of the gene KCTD12, whose product is annotated as potassium channel tetramerization domain containing 12. The coding region runs from base 938 to 1939 and encodes 333 amino acids. Lineage: Eukaryota; Metazoa; Chordata; Aves; Gruiformes; Gruidae. The transcript has a single exon. The record is from RefSeq and is a predicted model, not a curated record. Gene Ontology annotation, cellular component: postsynaptic membrane; presynaptic membrane. Gene Ontology annotation, molecular function: protein binding. Gene Ontology annotation, biological process: protein homooligomerization; regulation of G protein-coupled receptor signaling pathway.